GCUGCAGAUCAGGCAAAACAAGAACUGUGGCUCUUUUGGAAAGCAACAAUAGUGUAAAGCCGGGUCAGCACUAAUGUCUCCCGGUAAAUUAAACAUUUACCAUUUAUAGAAGUAAUUAAAACGGUUUGUGUGGUUAUGGCAGGGUUGAAAACGAUUUUUUUCUUCUAAAGCAUCCAGCGACUGAAUCCAACAUCUGUUUAUGAAUCGUAUUAAUGUAUAGACAAGUAGAAGGACCCUAAAGUAAAGCUCUUGAAGAAGUGAAUUGCAUCUUUAUUUUCUCCAGGGUUCAGCGCUUGGACAUUUUCAGCAAGGUGCUACAAGAGGUUUGGGCUUCCCGGUAGAUGCAGUCGACCUCUGAGAUUUGUGGAUGUCAUACUUAAUCUAACUCAAGCUCAGUCCAAAACGUACACUUUGAUCCACGAUCAUGGCACUACAAAACGGUUAUUCCAUUAACUCUACCACGGACGACCAGGAUAGUGACACUGCACCACUUCUAGAGAAGGAAGUGAAAAAAAUCAUAGUGCCUCCCAAAUGCUGCUCUGUACGAUGCAAUCUGGCUGUUAUGAUGUUCUUUGGCUUUGCUGUGGUCUAUGGUCUACGUGUAAAUCUCAGUGUUGCCAUGGUUGCUAUGGUUAAUGGAACCAGUGACCAGUCACCAUCCAAUAGCAAUGUAUCAAAUGAGUGUCCAGUACCCCCCCAUACACUUGACAACAACAGCCAAAGUUUAGAACAGCCAGAUGGGAUUCCAAGAUACCCAUGGGAUUCCAAAACGCAGGGAAUGCUGCUCAGUGGUUUCUUUUUUGGAUACCUGUUUACUCAGAUCCCAGGAGGUUACCUAUCAGGUCGCUUUGGAGGAAGUCUGUUCCUAGGUGGGGGUGUGCUUGGAACAGCAGUUCUCACUCUCCUCACUCCACUGUCAGCAAAACUUGGAGCCAAGUGGCUGUUUGCCUUGCGUGCACUGGAGGGAUUUGGGGAGGGUGUGACUUUCCCUGCCAUGAUGGCGAUGUGGGCCCGAUGGGCUCCUCCACUGGAGAGGGCUCGUCUGAUGACGUUUUCCGGUGCAGGCUCUAGCUUUGGUGCCUUUGUGGCUCUUCCUCUCACUGGCUUCAUCUGCCAUAGUCUGGGGUGGCCAGCAGUCUUCUAUUCCUGUGGUGGUGUAGGAUUCCUUUGGGCAGUGUUUUGGUUUAUCUUCGUGUCAGAUGAACCUCGAACUCACCCAAGAAUUAGUGACAGAGAGAAAUAUUACAUAAUUAACUCCAUAGGUUCACAGGGGACGGCACAUGGUUGGUCAGUGCCUAUAUUGUCUAUGAUGUUAUCUGUGCCUCUUUGGGCCAUAAUCAUCCCACAGAUGUGCUCCAACUGGUCUUAUUACACUCUCCUCACCUCACUUCCCACUUACAUGGACACUGUGCUCCACUUUGAUUUGCGACAGAAUUCGUUCCUCUCCUCUCUACCCUAUCUGGCUGGCUGGCUGUUCUCAGUGGGCUCAGGUGUGCUGGCAGACAACCUCCUGGAGAGGGAGCUCCUGAGUGUCACAGCUGUCCGAAAAAUCUUUACUUUCCUUGGUCUGUUUCUACCCGCUGUUUGCCUGCUCGCUGUAGGCUUCACGGGUUGUAGCAGUGUGCUGGCCGUGAGUUUACUCACUUUGUCCAGUGCACUCGGGGGAUUCAGUGCUGCUGGUGUCUACAUUAACCAGAUUGACAUUGCUCCACGGUAUGCGGGUACACUUUUAGGAAUCACAAACACUUUUGGGACCAUCCCUGGAGUUCUUGCACCAAUUGCUGUGGGUUACCUGACCAAAGAUCACUCGGUUACAGGAUGGAGAAACGUGUUCUGGUUGUCAGCAGGGAUUAGCGCUUUUGGAGCAAUCUUUUACGUGAUCUUUGGCACUGGAAAGAUUCAGAGCUGGGCCAGGAUAGAUGAGGAAUCAAACACGGAGGAUACACACAAACAUUCCAGUUGACCAAAUCAGACGAAUAUUGAUACUUAACACACACUGCCAGGCAAACAUUUGGACAAACUUCAUACCGUUUCAUGAUUUAAAAGACAAAUAUAAAAUAUGCCUACUUUAUAAUUUCUUUUUAAUAAAUGGACCUGAUAGUGACAUUUUUUUAGGUCACUACAUAAUUCCAAUAUGUGAUAUUUUAUAGUUUUGAUCACUAUUAAUGUGGACUGUGAUAGUAUUAAUUACACUUCAUUCAGGGUUUUAAAGGGAGCAUUUGAAGUGCCUUACAACAUGUAGUUUAUUAGUCUGGCAAUAUUUUAUUCAUUGCUGAACAAUUCAGAGUUAAUCAUAAUACAAUGCAACAGAGAAUUCAGAGUAAUUCCAUUUCUUAAUGUCAUACCGUUCAAACAAGUGUAAUUUUUGUUACAGUGGUGAAACUAAACUGAUUCAGGGGUUUUAUCUAAAUGUAAUUACAUUUGAAAACACUUAUUAAUAAGCACUUUAAUGCAUUAACAAUGAAAAUGCCUUGCUUUGUGGUACGAGUGCUAUUCAGGUAAUUUUGAACUUGCUAAUUAAGUAAAUAAACGGUGUCAUUCAGUUCAGCACUUGGCCACUUUAUGUUUUCAUGAAAAUCAUAAUUUGUUAUACUUUUACUAGCAGAUACAGUUCAUAUGUACUGGAACAGGCCAGACGUGGAACAUUAAUGUUUAUUUGAAACACUCAGAGAGUCUUACUUGAGUCUCAAUGGCCAGUACUUUUUUUUUUAAAUGCCUUGAAUAUCUCAAUUGCCCAGUAUUACUAUUUCAUAUUCAUUUAUAAUUUUGAUCAUGCUCAAUAAAUACAAUGGUAUUUUCACA
Molecule: messenger RNA, 2802 nt
Organism: Labeo rohita (rohu)
Lineage: Eukaryota; Metazoa; Chordata; Actinopteri; Cypriniformes; Cyprinidae
Product: sialin
Exons: 13
Coding region: 425-1963 (512 amino acids)
Biological process (GO): monoatomic anion transport; transmembrane transport
Molecular function (GO): transmembrane transporter activity
Source: RefSeq, a predicted model, not a curated record